AUGGCAGAAGAACGGCCGAACCCGGUCAUUGCGGUAGUUUCCGGUGGUACACGAGCUCUAACUACCCAGUUCUUUUCGUUCUAUAUUCGUGUACCUGUAAAGCUUUUUCGUCCUGCUCGUAUUGACUACACACAACUGCUUCGGAGAUCGUUGCCGGCGGCAAAUAACGAGCCCUGGUCGUUUUGGCGGCACUCAAAUCCCGCCAUGCUGGUGCGUGCCGUGCGCAAGCACGGGUGGGAAUUUAUUCCUGACAAGCUGCUGCCCCCGAUUCUUGCUAACUCCGUAAUAGGCGCUGUACUGUACUCGACCUAUUUGUCGGCCCUCUAUGUGCUCCAAGCUAGCUCCGGCAACAAGCAAUAUCCAACGAUAAAACAAACUGCAGUUGCUGGUGCACUUGCUGGUGGUGCUCAGGCGCUGGUCGCCACACCGCUUGAUGCAAUCACCACGAGAUUCGACCACGAUCUUAUGCGCACUUCUACGAACCUUUGGAAGUAUGGUGCUGAACAACUGAAAACUUUAGGACCCAGAGCUGCUUAUGGUGGUAUUACCUUGAAUCUGGUGCGCGAAUGCUCUGCCUUUGCAGUAUUUUUUGCGUCUUUCGAGCUUGUGAAAGGUCCCAUGUACAGGAGCUAUGCCCGAUGGUGGUAUUCUCCGAGCUAUUUCCAUCCUGAGGGCAGAAAAAAGAGCCGAGUGCUUUAUCCAUCAUUUGUACUACUCGGUGGUUGUGUUGCCGCGGCUGCAAUCCAGAUUUUCAGCUACCCAUUAAGCAAACUGCACAAAAUGCAUACCCUUCGUUUGCAGGCGAUUGAUCAAACCCCCAACCAUAAUCGGGGAUUCCAAGACUAUCUUUAUUCUUAUCACAAAACUUUUCAGGCCAUGAAAAAGCAGGUUAAAAAUGUUGCAAAUGGCUCAUGGACCCGCUGGUUGUAUGGAGGCGUAUUUCGCUAUACGCUAGCCAGUAUGCCUAGCACAAGUAUCGGUUUGCUAGUCUUUGAAAUUAUGCGGAUCAGAUACGCACCAGAGCCUGCAGGUGGAGCCUAUGAAGCAGAUGAUGAUAAAUAG
Messenger RNA from Wickerhamiella sorbophila, 1062 nucleotides. Its product is annotated as Mitochondrial thiamine pyrophosphate carrier 1. Lineage: Eukaryota; Fungi; Ascomycota; Dipodascomycetes; Dipodascales; Trichomonascaceae. The coding region runs from base 1 to 1062 and encodes 353 amino acids. The record is from RefSeq and is a predicted model, not a curated record. The transcript has a single exon. Gene Ontology annotation, biological process: mitochondrial L-ornithine transmembrane transport. Gene Ontology annotation, molecular function: L-ornithine transmembrane transporter activity.